AGUCGAAAAAUGGAAUAGAAACAAAAAUAAAUGAAACGUUCAUUUUUCUCGUCCCAUUCUUAUUUUGGUUUUUUUACUAUUAAACAAAACGUUCAUAUGCGCAACACCCAAGAAAAAGUAGCAGCAGAUUCUCUCUUCCUCCCCAGCCCAUUAAUGCUCUGCUUUUUCCCUACUCUCUCCUUCCCUCUUUCUCUCUGUGUGCGCGAAGAAAAGGCUUCUUUUUUCUCUCACCAGCGAAUGGAAAGACCCUCCAAAAUUGCCCCAUUUUGCUUGUUUUAGGCUUUCAGCUAUGGAGGUUUAAUGGGGUUAUUCUUGCAGUUCCUCUUCCCAGAUAUGCGUAGCUAAGCGCUAGAGGGUCUCUCCUGUUGUGGGUCUCCUUCACUCUUCUACACUUUUUUUUUCUUUUGGGUAGCUGAAGAAGAAGAAGUAGAAGAAGCUUGAGCUUGAAAAAUGGAGAAAAUGGGUCGGUCUAGUUGUUGAAAUUUGUUUAUAGUUAACUCUUUCUUUGGGUUGUGUUGGUUUUUCUUCUUUGGGGGUUUUGAUUUUGGCUUGAUUUGUGGUGUUCCCAAAUGGAGAGCAUUCAUGGGUUGCAAUUAAUGGUAGUGCUUUGCUUGGGGAUUUUUAUGGUGUCCACUUGGUGUCAGCACAAUGGGGAUGCCAUUACUGCUGUAUAUAUUGUCACUUUGAAACAAGCCCCUACUUCUCAUUACUACGGUGAACAACUGAGAGUGAAAAGUGGAAAUGGUCUUAAACAUGAUGGUGCUUCUGGGUCAACAACCAGACUGGACACGCCAAGAAAUAAUUCAAGAGGAAAUGGGCAUAAGAGCUCUUAUAUUGACCGGGUUCAUGAUUCAUUGUUGAGGAGUGUUUUGAGAGGGGAGAGAUAUCUUAAGCUGUAUAGCUACCACUACUUGAUCAAUGGAUUUGCUGUGCUUGUUACCCCCCAGCAGGCCGAGAAACUUUCAAGGAGGAGAGAAGUUGCAAAUGUGGUUUUGGAUUUCACAGUUAGAACUGCAACCACCCACACACCACAGUUCUUGGGUCUACCUCAAGGUGCGUGGGCCCAAGAAGGUGGAUAUGAGCUUGCUGGAGAGGGUGUGGUGAUUGGGUUCAUUGAUACUGGAAUUGAUCCAACACACCCAAGCUUCUCUGAUGACUUGUCUGAAAGUCCAUAUCCAGUUCCAGAGCACUUUUCAGGCAUUUGUGAAGUCACUCGGGAUUUCCCAUCUGGCUCCUGCAACAGAAAGCUUAUUGGAGCCCGCCAUUUUGCAGCCUCUGCUAUAACCAGAGGAAUAUUUAAUGCCAGUCAGGACUAUGCUUCGCCAAUUGAUGGAGACGGCCAUGGGACCCACACAGCUUCAAUUGCAGCAGGGAACCAUGGGAUUCCAGUCGUAGUAGCUGGGCAUCACUUUGGGAAUGCAAGUGGAAUGGCUCCUCGUUCGCAUAUUGCUGUUUACAAGGCAUUGUACAAGAGCUUUGGAGGCUUUGCUGCAGAUGUUGUAGCUGCCAUAGACCAGGCAGCUCAGGAUGGAGUGGACAUAAUAAGCUUGUCAAUAACCCCCAACAGGCGCCCUCCUGGAAUUGCAACUUUCUUUAAUCCCAUAGACAUGGCCUUACUGUCGGCCGUAAAAGCUGGUAUUUUUGUUGUACAAGCAGCAGGCAAUACUGGGCCAUCACCUAAGAGUAUCUCUUCCUUCAGUCCAUGGAUCUUUACCGUUGGUGCUGCCACUCAUGACAGGAUCUAUAGUAAUUCUAUAGUCCUUGGCAACAAUGUCACUAUUCCUGGAGUUGGACUUGCAUCGGGAACAGAUAAUGAUACAAUGUACACUAUGGUUUCUGCACAUCAUGCUUUGAAUGACAACACAACAGCUGAAAAUGAUAUGUAUGUGGGUGAAUGCCAAGAUGACAGUAAUUUGAAUCAGGAUGUUGUCCAAGGCAACCUCUUAAUCUGUAGCUAUUCAAUCCGGUUCGUGCUUGGGCUUUCCACCAUCAAACAGGCCUUACAAACGGCCAAAAACCUUAGUGCAGUUGGUGUUGUUUUCUACAUGGAUCCUUUUGUCAUUGGAUUUCAGCUUAACCCAGUUCCAUUGAGAUUGCCUGGCAUUAUAAUUCAAUCUCCCGAUGAUUCCAAGAUCUUACUUCAAUACUACAAUUCUUCCUUGAAGAGAGACGGGCUUACAAAGAAAAUUGUUAAAUUUGGGGCGGUUGCAUCAAUUUCGGGUGGACUAAAAGCAAACUAUAGCUAUUCUGCUCCAAAAAUCAUGUAUUAUUCUGCUAGGGGACCAGAUCCAGAGGACAGUUUUCUUGAUGAUGCUGACAUACUGAAACCAAACCUUGUUGCUCCUGGAAACUCUAUAUGGGCUGCUUGGAGUUCCCUUGGCACUGACUCGGUUGAGUUCCAAGGUGAGGACUUUGCAAUGAUGUCUGGGACAAGCAUGGCUGCUCCUCAUGUUGCUGGGCUUGCAGCCCUCAUUAAGCAGAAGUUUCCCAAUUUUAGCCCUUCAGCCAUUGGAUCUGCACUUUCCACAACAGCUUCUCUCUAUGACAAGAAUAGGGGACCCAUAAUGGCCCAGCGUGCAUAUACCAACCCAGAUUUGAACCAGUCUCCUGCAACGCCAUUUGACAUGGGUAGUGGUUUUGUGGAUGCAACUGCAGCACUGGAUCCGGGUCUUAUUUUUGAUUCAAGUUACGAUGACUAUAUGUCAUUCCUUUGUGGCAUAAACGGAUCAGCUCCCGUGGUUAUGAAUUACACUGGUCAGAACUGUGGGGUUUCCACCAUGAGUGGCGCUGACCUGAACUUGCCUUCAAUCACAAUAGCGAAAUUGAACCAGUCCAGAGUGGUCCAAAGAACGGUAACUAACAUUGCCAGCAACGAGACAUAUAGUGUCGGUUGGAGUGCUCCUUAUGGAGUGUCUGUGAGUGUGGAUCCGAUUCGCUUUUCCAUUGUAACAGGGGAAAGAUUGGUGUUGAGUGUAUACUUGAAUGCAACAAUUAACAGUGCUGUUACAAGCUAUGGAAGAAUUGGGCUCUUUGGACAUCAAGGUCACAUUGUCAACAUUCCUUUAUCAGUAAUUGUUAAAUUCUCAUACAACACCACUACUAGCUGAGGAACUGCUGAUAUUUUAUUUUAUGUUUUUAAAAUUUGUCUUCUUUUUUGUUUUCUAGUUGUUUUGUUUUGUUUUGUUUAUUUAUUUUAUGUUUUAAUAUUGUAAUUCUGUUGGGAAUAUGUAUGAUUUUUUGAUUCGUUGCCAUGUACAUGCUGAAGCUGCUGUUUGCCAUGUAAAUAAGAAUGAAAUGCAAGUGAGACAUGUGCCCCCCCGUUGCAAGUGAAAACCUUUACUUCUUGGGGGCAUAGUUUUCACUUGAACUCUUUGCAAUUAGUUUUUCUAUUUUUCA
This is a messenger RNA of Camellia sinensis, 3396 nucleotides long. Its product is annotated as subtilisin-like protease SBT2.2. Gene Ontology annotation, molecular function: serine-type endopeptidase activity. The record is from RefSeq and is a predicted model, not a curated record. Lineage: Eukaryota; Viridiplantae; Streptophyta; Magnoliopsida; Ericales; Theaceae. Gene Ontology annotation, biological process: proteolysis.